Molecule: messenger RNA, 849 nt
Organism: Spinacia oleracea (spinach)
Lineage: Eukaryota; Viridiplantae; Streptophyta; Magnoliopsida; Caryophyllales; Amaranthaceae
Exons: 1
Coding region: 1-849 (282 amino acids)
Source: RefSeq, a predicted model, not a curated record
AUGCCGUUUGAGAACCAAUAUCCAACGCAAUCACUCGGUGAGGAUGAAGAUGAAGAUGAAGAUGAAGAGGAAGUUCAAGUUCAAAACAAUGAAGUAAUUAAAGUUAAUAAAGGGAAGCAGAAGAAGGACAUGUGGUUUGCAGAAGAAGAAAAAUACUUGGUGCCUGCUUACAUUAAUUGUUCCGGUGAUCCAGAGAAAGGAACAGAUCAAAAAAAGGAAGCGGUAUGGAAUGAAAUCAAAGGAUCUUACGACGCAUCAGUUGUUAAUAAUCUGAAUGUCUUGCACAAAAGAACCAUGAAAUCUCUUAAAAAGCGUUGGGGUCAAAUCAACGAAGCUGUUACUUCGUGGGUUGCAGCACUUGGUUUAGCUGAGCGUAUGCAAGCUAGUGGUGAGGUUAUUAACGACCUAGAGGAAAAAGCACAUGAACUUUACAGACAUAAAAGGAAAGAUGGUCAACCUUUCAUAUUUCACCAUUGUUGGUUAGGAAUGCAACACCUUCCAAGAUGGAUGCAUGGUAGAGAUUCAACCAUUGUGAGUGAAGGGAGUUCUAAGAGAUCGAGCGAUGAAGCCGGAAUGCCAAAGCGUCCCGACGGGGUGAAGAAAGUGAAAGCCCAGAAGAAACUGAAAGGUGUUACAACUAGCUUGGAUGAAUUCAACAACACUUUAAGUGGGAUGUCAAAUGAGCGAGGUAUGAUAAGAAAAGAAAUGUCUGAUAUGCUCGAGUACCAAAAACAUCGAGAUGAAACCAAAUUGAGGUUUAAGAUGUUUCAAUUUUUGAUGACAAAGUCGCAUCUUGAACCAUUUGAGGAAGAGUAUCUUGCGAAGCUGAAGGAAGAGUUUAUGAAGUAA